Fonticula alba is the source of this 2195-nucleotide messenger RNA. RefSeq lists its product as hypothetical. The transcript is spliced from 2 exons. The coding region runs from base 435 to 1943 and encodes 502 amino acids. The record is from RefSeq and is a predicted model, not a curated record. Lineage: Eukaryota; Rotosphaerida; Fonticulaceae.
CAAGCACAUGCCUGUGCGGUUGACUUUCCCCACCUUUUCCUCCCCUCCCGUGCGCGAUCUUCCUGCAUCUUCUUUGUCUUCCAAGCCUCUGAACGGCAACGCCAGCGGCGGCGGCAUCGGCUCCCCCUCCCCCUCCUCUCAGAAACACCAACAUGAGCAGCCAACUUCUUGACACCCGGGCCCUUGAGAUCGAUUCGGGUCCGGAGCACGAGUCCCUCGCUCAGCCGGAUGCCUUCGGCCGGAUGGCGACCCUCAUGACAUGCGACCGUUCGGUCCUGCUCGAGCAGGAUCCGCAAGCCUCAAUCCUGAGCCAAAGCGAACUUCCGAGCACCGGGAGUUGGUUUCUCCCCCAAAAUAGUACCCAAAAUGCCUGGCCGCCUCGACUCGAGUGUCCGUGAUAUAGCCCUGCUCAAGUGCACUUUCUCCCCGGGCUCAUGCGAAGUUCAAGCCAUUCUGACAUUCGCGCGCGCAUCUCCAUGUGCCGCUCGGUCUCUGGAACAGCCAUGCGCCUGUCGAGUCAGAUUGCCGGGCCGGCUUCAACGGCGGCCUGCCCUUCGCACCAGUCGCUCACGGACUUCCAGUACCUUUUCCAGCGCACUUUCUCCCAUCCCCGGGGGAUGUCGUGGAUGUCCGCCCCGACCGCACCGGUUAUCGACAUGGAGGUGCCCUGCCCGGGGGAGGCUUUUAGUUUGAUAUUCUGCCCACCUGCCGCAUCGCCGUCGGAUUCGUCGACUCCAAUGGACAGCCACAUGGGCGAGGAGGCUUGCUUGUCCGCGGGGGCCACGGGAUCCGCGGAAAGUACCGUCACCGCGGACGACGAGGCAGAUGAGGCAAGCGAGGCGGACGGGCCGGACGAGGUGGCCAAGGAAGGCCAGGAGCCGGAGCACCGGAGGCACAGCAAGGCGGAGGAGGAUGCUGGUCGAUCCCCGCCGGAGCGGGGAUCUUUUCCUGCCAUGGCCAAGGCCGAUCCCCAGCAGGUCGGGCCCGGCCUGGAUGUGGCUCUGGAGGCGGAUUUCGCCUCAGCCUCCAGCAACUGCGACGAAGUGCAGGAUCUCAUCAAGUUGGAGGGCGGCAGCACGCGGAUAUGGCCGGAAAAUCCAACCACCCCACCGGCAUCCCACCGGCUGGGUGCCUAUGAAUCCACCUCCCCACCGGCCAGCUCGCCGGCCCUGCGGCCUCAUACGGCACCGGCUGCCACCGAUGCCGGUCGCAAGCGUGCACGCUUCGCCCCCGCUCUCAAGCGUGGUGUCCCGGCUCCGGCCCCGGACAAAGACGAUGUCGACUGGUGGACAGAUCUCGACCGGGAGGCCACCUCUUCACCAAGAUCCACACCCGAUCUGACCGGUGGCCUGGGCCCAUCGCCCGAGGAGGUGGGCCAGGCCAUCAGCCAGGCUCUGCGGGACACUGGGCGCCCGGCUGGCCGGCCCUUGGCGCUAUUGCCCUGUGACAUUGCCAUUUUCUCGGACAGCGUGGUGGUGGCUGGGCGUCUGCGAAUUCCGAUUCGACGGUCGGUCGUUGCGACCGCCGGCGCAGCCGGCACGGGGCCCGGGCGCUUUUUCGAAUUCACCACCCCAAAGGCCGCGGACUUCCUCGCCCUGUAUGACGCCAUUGGGCCCUUGGCUCAGCGGGAGGGCUCCCUGCAGGCGCCCUCGGGCCCGGGGUCGGUCAGCAUCGCCCGGACCAUGCCGCUGCCGGCUGCCAAGAGCUUCACCGCCCGGUCGCUGCCGGAGCUGGGUGAGCGCAUUCGUCGGGCGCAGGUUCGUCAAACGAAGAACCGCAUUGCCGCACGCCGGUGCCGCGAAAAUAAGCACCUGCAACAGCGAAAUCUCCGGGAGACCGUGGAUCGCCUGCGCCAGCGUGUUCGCCACCUGGAGCAGGCGCUGGCCGGGUGCCGCUGCGAAGGACGUGCCCCGGGCCGCUCCCAUGGCGGACACUCCGCCUGAGUCGCAUGUGGUGUUUGUCAUUGCCCCCCCCCCCCCCCCCCCACUCACACAUGAAUGUGUUUCGGCGUUUUUUUUUUCCUUCCCUCCCUCCCUCUGCCUGACGCAGAGAUCACAUCCACGCCCAGGGGGGGAGUCGCUCCCGCCCUGCUUGGCGCCCCUGCUGCCCGCCUGCCCGAGAGCAGGGCUGUUCGAUUGUGCCCCGCCUCCUUCUCCUCACUUUGAGGCCAUGCCCAAUACACUGCCCUCCUUGCC